Messenger RNA from Nipponia nippon (crested ibis), 2640 nucleotides. The record is from RefSeq and is a predicted model, not a curated record. NCBI's taxonomy places the organism in Eukaryota, Metazoa, Chordata, Aves, Pelecaniformes, Threskiornithidae.
AGGUGUUCUUGGAAAAAAGUGCCUGCACUUUGGAGCUGAAGAAGGACAUGAGGAGUAAAAGGACCCAGGAUCUCACUGGUCAGAAUGAAACAGAUGUUGAAAGAUUUUUCAAAUCUAUUGUUAGUAGUGCUCUGUGACUACGUUCUUGGCGAAGCGGAGUAUCUCCUGUUGGAGCGCCCAGGUCAUGUAGCCUUCAGCAAUGACACAGUGUCUGUGGAGUAUCAGUACUAUAGUGGUGGUAAUGUGACAGCAGAGCAUCUGUCCAUCGUAUUGCUGGAUGCCAGCACCAACGAGAUAAUUGCAAGAAAGCAGCUUCCAGCAAAUCAGUCCCAGGGGAUGGUAGAGUUUGAGUGCUUCCAUUUCAAGAGUGCUGGGAACUUCUUGUUCAAAAUGGUCUCUCCCAGCGAUAACGGCAGUGCUGCCCAGUGGAGCAGAAGCAGCAUGUCCACCCUCCGUGUGGAAUGGCCUGUAUUUCACAUUGAUUUGAACAAGAGUUCAGAGGUGCUUGGGAGCUCCCUUCAGGUUGGACUUUUUACAAAUGAGCAGUUGUGUGCCAUGAAUGAGACAUUGGUUUCACUGGAUGUGAUAUUCACCAGCACCCUUUAUGAAUUUGGAAGAGUAAGCUCUAAUGAGACUCUGGGCAUUAGAACAAGCAAAGGAAUCUCACUCUCUAGGUCCCAGUGGGUAGAGUUUGAUUGCCCACCUGUUGGUCAAGAAACAUACAUCACGGUGUUACUGAAAUCGUUAGAAACACAUUCCAUCAUUGCCUCCAUAGGACCCAUAGAUCUCCUCCACAAAUUUGGAUACAGACUGGUUGUGGCACCAGAAGCAACGUGCAAAACUUUGGUUCAGGUCUUCGUAGUCUCUCCACCAUGCACUUCUGUCAGCGGAAAAAUUGUCGUCUAUAAAGAGGCUCUCAAGCAUCCUAGUCAAAGAACAACUUGGCUGUAUGAAAACACCCUUCACCCAGGAGACAACAGGACAGAAUUUAACUGCACUUUGUUUGAUGUGGGGAAGAACAAAUACUGCUUUGACCUCUUUAAUUUCUCAAACCGAAGCCAUUUCCCAACAAGAGUUAAGGAGUGUAUGAUGAUCCAAAGGAAUAUGGAAACGUGGAGCCCGUGGCAGCCCUGGAGCCCCUGCAGCGUCACCUGCGGGGAUGGCGUCCGGGAACGCUUCCGAGACUGCCUCACCUCCUUGCCGGCAAAAGCAGGCUGUGCUGGAUCACCGAGGGAGACUUCCUUGUGUUCGCUGGAGGAGUGUUUGUCUAUCAAGCCUCCCACCCCACCUUCUGUCCAGCCAGGAGAGGACCAGAAAGCAAAUAAUAUCGUCACCAUCACAGGUAUCUCCCUAUGCUUGUUCAUCAUCUUUGCCACCGUUCUCAUCACCCUCUGGAGGAAGCUCUGCAGAGCUCAGAAGUGCAGCACCGCCGUCCGCCGAAACUCUGUCCAUUCCCCCGGCUUCCGGAAGAACUCCGAUGAAGAGAACAUUUGCCAAGGCAACAAGCAGCGGGACAGCUUCGCAGAAGGAGGGGAUGCCCCUGUUAACAUUCCUCUGACCUACAGGCGAAGCCUCCAAUUUGCCCAAGAAGGUGAUGCCUCUGGAAGUGAGAAUUUCCAGCCAAACGCCCAAAAAAUAAUCCCUCCGAUUUUCAGCUACCGCCUUGCACAGCAGCAGCUGAAAGAGAUGAAGAAGAAAGGCCUGACUGAGACCACCAAGGUGUACCACGUCUCUCAGAAUCCCCUCACAGACACGGUUGUUGGUGCCACCACAAUGCUUCCCCUGAGCGGGGAAAACCAAGAGGAGGCAGCGGCAAACAAAUUUAGGAUCAAAUCUCCAUUUCUGGACCAGCCAGCCAGUCAGCCCAAAUUCCCAGGGGAAAGCUCUCACCCUAGGCUGGAUUUUCCAUUCUCACAGGCUAAUCCUGCAAUGAGCCCUACCCAAACCUUGAUAAGAAGAGCUCAUUUCAAGCACCAGGAUAACAGAGGGGAGUCGUCCGAGAGGGGCUGUCACAGAAACCCGCAGUUUAGAAGAACGGCCAGUUUCCAUGAAACUAAAAAGGCCAGGCCUUUCAGAGAGAGAAGCAUGUCCACCCUCACCCCCCGACAGACUCCUCUCUACAACUCCAGGACCAGAAUGUGGGACCAAGGUUUGGAGGACAGGACGCGGCCAAAAUCAAGAACCGCUAAUUCAACUUGUGAAAAGCUGGAUCAGCCCCACAGCACUGUGCCGGGGUGUGAACCACAGGGCCAUGGCCCAAAGAGCCACCACAGGGCAGGUCCCCUGGUGAAGAAGCUGGACCUGACCGCUGACCGCCAGCCUGCCAGUCAGAAGGCAGCUGAUAAGGCUGAGCCCAGCCGAAGUAAGAGGGGCCCUUCACCUAACCCCAGAGGCACAUGGCAGAAGGAAACGGGAUCAGCUGGCAAAGAUAAUUCCCAGAGAGGCCUAAGUGUAAGCCCUGCCCAGUACCGAAGGGACAAGUGCCAGAGCUUCCCCUUGGACCCUGAGUUUGCCUUUUAUGAUAAUACUACUUUUGGCUUAACGGAGGCAGAGCAGCAGAUGAUCGACCUCCCUGGGUAUUUUGGCUCAAAUGAAGAGGAUGAAACAAGUACUUUAAGCAUUGAGAAGCUGGUGAUCUGA